Molecule: messenger RNA, 4472 nt
Organism: Rhipicephalus microplus (southern cattle tick)
Lineage: Eukaryota; Metazoa; Arthropoda; Arachnida; Ixodida; Ixodidae
Gene: Sec24CD
Product: COPII coat complex component secretory 24CD
Biological process (GO): COPII-coated vesicle cargo loading; intracellular protein transport; endoplasmic reticulum to Golgi vesicle-mediated transport
Cellular component (GO): endoplasmic reticulum exit site; COPII vesicle coat
Molecular function (GO): SNARE binding; zinc ion binding
Source: RefSeq, a predicted model, not a curated record
GAGUAGGUGACGUGACUUGGUGGAGUGAGGAACAUUUUUCCUGGUCCAUCACGUUUCCAGUUUGUCGGAACAUGAAUCCACCACAGAUAGGAGGAGGAGCAGUGUAUGGAGGGCAGCCCUUUGGUGAGCCCCACAUGCAGCAGCCUGGGCCGCCUGCUUUUCCCCAGGGACCACCGGCACCUUUCAUGGCCCCACCUACUAAGGCAUACAAUGGCGUGGAUGGUUAUGCAGCUGGUGCAGCUAGUGUUGCCGGUGGCCUACCAGUGGGGGUCCCUCCCCCUAAAAUGGGAAUGGGAGCCCCACCGGGUGUUUACUCAGGGCCUCCACAACCUCAGCAGCCGCCUCCUCACAUGCAUCAACCACAGCCAUUGCCACCACAGCACUCACAGCAGCAGCUGCCACCGCCUUUGCAUCAGCAUGCGCCACACAUGCACCAACAGCAACCUCAACUACAGCAGCCACAGUUUCAGCAGCAACAGCCACAACAGCAGCCAGGUGCACCACCCAAGGGCAUGCCUUUUCAGCAGCCAGGUCAGUUUGCACCAAGACAAAUGGGUUCUCAGGAGCCUCCUGGAGUUCAGAGAGCACCCAUGCAAGCGCCGCCCAUGCAAGCACCGCCCAUGCAAGGGCCACCCAUGCAAGUGCCACCCAUGCAACCACCACAUAUGCAACCACCGCAUAUGCAAGGCCCACCACCUGUUGCUGGCCAGAGGCUCCCUAUGACUGCCACACCGGAACAGCUGAGCAACCAGAUGAGCAACUUGCAGUUGAACCAAAGGCCACCACAACCUAUGGGACAAAGGCAGCCUAUGGCCCAGCAGCCACCAUAUCCUUACCCCCCUCCUCAGGGUGGUGCACCUCCACCUCCACAGUUCUAUGGUCCUGGAGGUGUCCCACCUCAGGGUACACAGGCUAAUGGACCAGGCAGCUUAGGCCCUCCGCCAGGUGCUGGCUAUGGUGCUCCACCCGGUGCUUCAAUGCCUCCUGGCCAUCCCACGAUGACGGCACCACCACCACCGCCGCAACAGCAGCAGCAGCAACGGAAACUUGACCCUGAUCAGAUGCCGAGUCCAAUCCAAGUGAUACAAGAUGAUCGCCACACCCACGGUGGUCCCUUCUACACAAAUAAGAGGGGCCAGGUUCCACCACUGGUCACAACUGACUUUGUUGUGCAUGAUGAAGGCAUCUGCAGCCCUCGAUUUAUUCGUUCUACCAUCUAUAGUGUGCCGUGCACACCAGAGAUGCUGAGACAAACAGCUCUUCCGUUUGCCUUGUGCAUCAGCCCUUUUGCACGCCAAGCUCCUGGUGAGAGUGCCCUGCCACUGAGUGAUUUUGGGGAAGAAGGUCCUGUGCGGUGCAAUCGGUGCAAGGCCUACAUGUGUCCGCUGAUGCAGUUCAUAGAUGGUGGACGCCGUUUUCAGUGUGUCUUCUGCAAAGCUACCACUGAGGUGCCUCCUUCUUAUUUUGCCCACUUGGACCAUUUGGGCCAGCGGUCAGACAAGUUCCAGCGACCUGAGCUUUGUCUUGGAUCCUACGAAAUCGUUGCCACCAAGGAAUAUUGCAAGAACUCAGUGUUUCCUCAACCUCCAGCCUUCUUAUUCCUGUUAGAUGUCUCCUACAACAGCAUUCGAAAUGGACUGGUGCACAUAUUCUGCAGCCAUAUUCAGUCUAUCCUACAGGAACUGCCAAGAGCCGAAGGUGAAGCUGAAUCCAAUGUGCGCGUAGGCUUCAUCACGUACAGUAGUGUUGUGCAUUUCUACAAUCUCAAGGCAAGCCUGGCUCAACCGCAGAUGCUGGUGGUACCAGACGUACACGACAUGUUUGUGCCUUUGUUGGACGGUUGUCUCGUGACAGUUCAAGAGGCAUCUGUCCUCAUUGAUAGCCUCUUGGAGCAGAUUCCUGCGAUGUUUGCGGAAACCCGUGAAACAGAAACAAUCCUUGGAGCAGCUAUUCAGGCUGGCUUGGAAGCCCUCAAGGCAGCAGAGUGUGCAGGCAAACUCUUUGUGAUGCAUACAAGCCUUCCCAUUGCGGAUGCCCCUGGAAAGUUAAAAAACAGAGAUGACCGCAAGGUACUCGGUACUGACAAAGAGAAGUCGGUGUUGAUUCCCCAGUCACCCUUCUACAGCCAGCUAGGACAGGACUGUGUAGCGGCUGGCUGCUGUGUGGACCUUUUCUUGUUCCACAAUGCCUAUGUUGAUGUGGCAACGAUAGGCCAAGUGGCCAAGAUGACUGGGGGACAAGUGUACAAGUAUACCUACUUCCAGAACACAGGUGACAAAGCACUAGUCCAAAGGGAAAGUAACGUCCAGGGUCUGCAGGAGGAUGUCGAAGGGGCCAGGUUUCUUGAAGACCUACGGCGUGAUGUCUCCCAGCCCACAGCUUUUGAUGCUGUUAUGCGAGUGCGCACUAGCACAGGCAUCCGGCCAACUGACUUCUACGGUAACUACUACAUGGCAAACACCACAGAUGUUGAACUGGCUGCUGUGGACUGCAACAAAUGCAUAGCAGUUGAGAUCAAGUAUGACGACAAGCUAUCAGAAGAAGAAGGAGCCUUCAUACAGGUGGCUCUGCUGUACACGACAUUUGGAGGCCAGCGCAGGCUUCGUAUUCAUAAUCUUGCCCUAGCUACUUGCUCUCAAAUGGCUGACAUGUAUCGAAACUGUGACCUGGACACUAUUGUCAACGUUUUGUCCAAGCAAGCGAUUCGGCAGCUAUUGGAGCAAAGCCCUCGACAGGUGCGUGAUGGCUGCAUUGGUCGAGGUGCUCAGAUGCUGGCUGCAUAUCGGAAGCACUGUGCUAGCCCCUCCUCGUCCGGUCAGCUUAUCUUGCCUGAAUGCAUGAAGCUACUGCCCCUGUACCUCAACUGCCUGCUCAAGAGUGAUGCCCUUUCUGGAGGCCCUGAAAUGACCACUGAUGAUCGGAGCUUUGCUAUGCUCUCACUGUGUAGCAUGGAUGUGGCGAGCACAGUGGCCUACUUUUACCCACGCCUUCUGCCUUUGCAUGACGUUGACGUGGACGCUGUGGACCUGCCAGUUGCCCUGCGGUGUACUGCUGAGAAGAUUCAAGAGGAUGGCUGCUACCUUCUAGAAAACGGCAUCCAUAUGUUCCUCUGGAUUGGAAUGGCUGUUGACCCAGACUUUUUACAAAAUGUGUUUGCACAGCCUGUGGCUGCCAGGAUAGACAUUGACAAGACAUCUCUACUAGAGUUGAACACACCUAUCUCCAGACGUGUGCGGGACAUCAUAGCCCGAGUACGAAUGGAAAGGCAACGCUGUAUGCGGCUGACGCUGGUGCGCCAAGGGGACAAGAUGGAGCUGGUGUUUCGGCAAUUCCUUGUGGAAGAUCGGCAUGGAGACUUGGGCCCUUCGUAUGUGGACUUCCUCUGCCACCUGCACAAGGAAAUCCGCAACCUGCUCAGCUGAGGUCCCUGUACCUGUGCCUCCAGCCCCAGCUAGCAAGCUUUUGUGCAACAUCACUGCGCCUAGGAGAUGGGCUUGGUUUUUCUGCUCCCCUCAAUGGGCAGUGCCCACACUCUGGAUGUCGCCGAGUAGCUGAAGCACCUGGCAACUGACACUUCUGCUUGAAGUGACCACCACAGAGGAUGGAAACAGUGUCUCAAAUAUGUGCUGUUAUUAUGCGUCGAUGAAACAUUGGAAGAGGUUGCCUUGAUAUUCCUGGUUGCCGAAUCGUUUUCCCAUUGUAAACAUGAAAGUGACAACUUGAUUGUGAAGCGCCUUCCUUUGUCCCCUCUAACUUUUUUUUGUGUCACACGUCAUCCUGCCAAAGUGACCUAAAUCUUGAAAAGGGUCUGUAAAAAAGUGUUCGCCCUGUAGGCAUUACCACUCUUUGUUGACAACGCCAGAGAACCUUCAAAAUGACAGCAGAGAAGCCUACGAAAGGAAUGACUGUACUAAUCAGAGCUACCAACAACAAUUUCUUUUUAAAGCUUCUUAUAAUACUUGUUUUGUUACUUGUAGUAUAGGCAUGUUUUUUUUUUCUUUAUAGGUAUCUUGUAAGCUUAUCGAUGUUUCAGUGGAAGAUUUAUGAAAUACUGCUGGAGGACAUUUAAUAAAUUCAGGCCUAGACAUUGAGGAUGUUUCUGUUCUGAUGUGUAAGAACAUUCAAAAAGUCCUUUAGAACCGCUCGCUUUAUUGUGCAUUUGCAUGUUCUUUAUUUUACAGAGUGUGGCUCUGAGAGCACUCUGAAAAGAAUUGUAAUGGUGUCGCAUGACAAUUUUUAAGUCAUGCUAAAUUCAUUGCUGUCAAAGUGGAGCCAUGUGUUUAAACACAGUUGGCCCAUAUUGAAUAACAUCCGUUUCAUCUCAGCUGUGUGUGGUCCAACAAUAAUUGCUGUAAACUAAUGUUUUCAGUUGCUUGUGGCUUGGCAUGGUGUCUGUGGUUUGAUGGAGAUGGCCAUGUAAGAAGAGAGGUUCGAAUGAAAUAGAAAGCUAAUAAAGAUUUUUCUUCUAUUUU